GCGGCGCCUCCGAGCUCCGCCAGCAGCGCCCCAUGGCCGCGGCCGCUCUCUCCUCGUGGCCCGGCAAUGGCACUCGGGCUCCGUGCCCCGUGGAUUCCGCCUUCGCCCAGCGCUUCCUGCCCGCCGUGUACCUGACCGUGAUCCCCCUGGGGCUGCUGGGGAACGGGCUGGGGCUGUGGCACCUCUGCACGGGGCCCCGCGAGGCUGCCCGCCAGCCCCUCAGCCUGCUGGUGGGCAACCUGGGGCUGGCUGACCUGCUCUAUGUCAGCACGCUGCCCUUCCUCGUCAGCUACUACCUGCAAGGCAGGCUGUGGAUCUUCGGGCAGCCCUGGUGCCGCAUCACCCGCAGCCUCUUCCACCUCAACCUCUACGCCAGCAUCGGCUUCCUCACCUGCAUCAGCGUCCACCGCUACCUGGGCAUCGUGCACCCGCUGAAGGCGCGGGGCAGGUGCCAGGGCGCAGCCUCCUCCGUGUGGCUCAGCGCGGCCGUCUGGGUGUGGGUCAUUGCACAGAUCGCUCCCGACCUCGCCUUCAGCAAGGCAGAUGACAACAGGACGCAGUGCCAUGACACGACAGGACAGCAGCACCUGGACGUUUACUUGCCCUACACCUUUGCGGUCACCGUGACCGGGUUUGUCGUCCCGUUCCUCAUCAUCAUCGGGUGCUAUUGCCACGUGGUGUUCGUGCUCUGCAGGAAUGACAGCAUGGACGCCAGCCUCAGGAGGAGAAGCAUCGGACUGGUGAUUCUCGUCAUGGUUCUCUUUUCCAUCUGCUUCCUCCCCUACCACAUCUUCAGAAACCUCAACCUGUUCUUUCGCUGGUGGCCACAGGGGUCCUGCACACAGGCUUCAAAGGACAUCUACAUUUCCUACCAGGUGACUCGGGGCCUGGCCAGCCUCAACAGUGCCCUCAACCCCCUGCUCUAUGUGAUUACCAGCAAAGAUUGGAGGUCACGAGUGAGGACCAUCCACCAAAGGGCCAGACAGUGUCUGAGGCCACGCUUCUGGAGCAAAAGCUCUUGCCAGGCAGCUGAGAAGAGAAAUUACAUUUGUAAGGAAGAGGCUUCUAAUGAGCUCUGAGGUAUCUGACACCCCUGCUUCUGCCACAUCAGCUUGUGCUUGGCCCCUCCAUGGGCAGCCCCGCACUUUGACACCUGGCUUUGCAGAGAUGGUGACAGCAGCAUCACGGGCUCCGUGCCCACAAGGGACAGGCAGGACUGUCAGUGUCAGAGAGAAAACUGGGACAAGAUUUCAAAAGCAAAACUACUCAACCCAACCAUUUUGUCUGCAGCAUGCGUGGAGAUGGAAGGAGAUGAUCAUGUUUGCUCCA
Molecule: messenger RNA, 1329 nt
Organism: Lonchura striata (white-rumped munia)
Lineage: Eukaryota; Metazoa; Chordata; Aves; Passeriformes; Estrildidae
Product: P2Y purinoceptor 1
Biological process (GO): G protein-coupled receptor signaling pathway
Cellular component (GO): membrane
Molecular function (GO): neuropeptide receptor activity
Source: RefSeq, a predicted model, not a curated record